Populus euphratica (Euphrates poplar) is the source of this 971-nucleotide messenger RNA. RefSeq lists its product as uncharacterized. The record is from RefSeq and is a predicted model, not a curated record. The transcript has 6 exons. The coding region runs from base 260 to 841 and encodes 193 amino acids. Lineage: Eukaryota; Viridiplantae; Streptophyta; Magnoliopsida; Malpighiales; Salicaceae.
CGCAAACCAGACGCUUACAGGAACAGUACCCUUUACAGCGAGUGGAAAACGUCUUCGUUUCGUGAAAAUCCCUUGGAAGAUGUUCUGCAAGCGUUGAAGAGGAGAGUGAUUAAUAUCUAGUCAAGAGGUGAGAAGAUGGAGCUUAAAAGCCUCCUCCUCUCCGCUCCAGAACAAGAAAGAAACUGAAAUGACAAGCCAAGCCAAAGCCUGAAGCCUCCCUUUGCUUCCCUCUCCCUAUCUGUCAAACCUUCUGCUUUCAAUGGCUGGUAUUGAAGAUGGAGAAGUUGUGUUGGGAGAAGCAAUUCCAUGGCUACCUUCUCAUAUUGUUCUAGAUCACGAGGCUUUAUGGGACUCCAAGGAUUAUGUGAGGCACCAACAGCAUCACCACCACCAAUAUCGCAGUCUUCCUAGGUUGCCUCUAGACCAGCAUCCACAGCGCACAAAACCCAGCCCAGGACCGAAUUGCCGAACAAAAUACGCCACUAACUGGGCAUCAGGGGGGCCUGGAAUGCAGGCUGUUUUCCUAGAUUCUGGUAAAAAAUCAUCUGGGACUGGAGUUUUUCUUCCACAAGGGGCGGGCACCAACAUGCAAUCCAGGAAGAAGCCAGCUUGCGCUCGUGUUCUCCUUCCUGCACGGGUUGUUCAAGCUCUUAAUCUCAACGUGCAUGAAAUAGGCUUGCACAUAACACGCCGGCAAGAUGCCAAGAAUAAAUCGAAAGGCAGAGACUGCAAAUCUUUCAAGAAUAAAAAUAGCAAGGAUGUAUCAACACAAUGUAGUGUUGUAUCAAAUAACGAGAAUUCGUCGCCAGAGACAUUUCUUCCCGAAGAGUGGACUUACUAAUUCCCAAAGGGGCUGCCAUACCACAGUGCAUCAAAGCAAGAGCUCUCGUUAUGUUGUGCAGUUAAAUAUCAUGUACAAUGUAAAUUAAAUAAUAACAAUAACAGCACUCUAUCUCCUUUAUUGUUUAUCC